Messenger RNA from Pyrus x bretschneideri (Chinese white pear), 989 nucleotides. RefSeq lists its product as uncharacterized. The record is from RefSeq and is a predicted model, not a curated record. The transcript has 4 exons. Bases 93 to 443 code for a protein of 116 amino acids. Lineage: Eukaryota; Viridiplantae; Streptophyta; Magnoliopsida; Rosales; Rosaceae.
GUUUGGCAUAUGGGAAGCUGCACGGAAUCUCGAGGAAAACGUGAAGACCGAUAUCGUGAAUAUGCUGGAAGGCUGUAAUUUGAAGAUGGAGGAUGUUAAAGUUGAUUAAAAUCGAGCCUCCACGCCGAUGGGAAUUGCAGUUCCAGUCAUGGAAAGCUUUUGACAAUGCAACUAGGGUGAUUUCCAGGAAGGGCCGCCUGUAUAAAUUGGAGAGGGCUAACCGAUCGCAGUGGGACAAUCUUACUUCCCAUGAUGGAAAAACUAGCAUGAGAGUCCAAUUUGCAUCACUGAAACUGAGCAUUCCUCCAACCUUUUUGCCUGAACUAGGAUUCGAUCACCAUGUGCAUCUUCACAUUGAACCAGCAAUGAAGGGUCAACUAUGUCCAUGGCAUGGUCAGGCAUUGCCAUGGUCGCGAACUGGUGAAUGCUUGGACCAUCUUUGAAGAUGUCAUCUGUAGGUUUUCUUCCUAUGAAUAUUUCUAGCAACAAUAUUCCAAAGCUGUAAAUAUCUCCAAAGAUGGAAACUUGGCCUCCCAUGCCAUACUCUGCCAUUCAACAGAGACAUCAUUACUGAAUUUGGCCUAGUGAUAUGUUAUUAGGAAGAGAAACACUAGAAGUGACAGAAACUCAUACCUGGAGGAAUGUAGCCUAUUGAACCUUUUAACCCGGUUGAUAGGGUUUGACUUUGAGAGGGAUCAUCAGACGCCUCCAAGAGGAACCUUGCUAAACCAAAGUCACCAACGUGAGCCACACGAUGUCAAACAUGGUGUAGAAACAUGAAGAACUAAGAAGAAAGAAGAAGGAGAUACUCAGAGAGGAAGAAAGCACUUUUAUCGUAUAUUUUCUUAAUAGUCAAUUUCACUCUUUUCAGACUUAUAUAGUCUUAUCUUCUUACAACAAGCUCAAUUGUAUCCUAAUCUUUACGGUUAGGACUAACAAACUCUAGUAAUCUAAACACACUCUAAUAUUGACAGAUGUCACAAUCUAAA